Molecule: messenger RNA, 719 nt
Organism: Miniopterus natalensis
Lineage: Eukaryota; Metazoa; Chordata; Mammalia; Chiroptera; Miniopteridae
Source: RefSeq, a predicted model, not a curated record
AACCUUCACCCCCCCCCCUUUUUUUUUGGCAGAUGUCUGAAGAAAUAGAUAACAUUGCAGUAGAAGAAAAUGUAGACAAGCGUCUCCAAAAAGGUUUAGAUGCAGAAGAAGAAAGUCAAAACAUAACAGAAAUGUUGAGAAGCAAAGUAAGAGAAAAGCUAAAAAAUGCUAAGAUUAAUCAAAGUGAAAAAUCUUCAACUCACCUGCUCAUUGGUGAUGAGAUAAAUCAGUGGUCUAAGGCUGAAGUCUCGUUGGACGCAGGCCUUUCGUUUUUCACGCUGGGCAGUGAAGGCGGCUCAGCGUUGGGCCAGGCUUCAGAGCAGAGAUCGGGAAAUGAUAGUUGCCCCAAACGUUUUUCACUUGAUGAUAAUUUACAAGAUUUUGCUGAAAGCGAAGAUAAAGAUUGUGUGGAAGAAGAAAUUUUCCCAGAUUUACUUGAAGUAAACGCUGCUGAAUAUGAAGAUGACGAAGAACAAAUAAAAAAACAACAGGCAAAUAUUUUUGUGCCAAGUAGCUCUCCAGUGCUCAACCAACAUAAGCUGCCAAAAGAUAGGAUGCCACGCAUUUUAGAAGAAGAAGGAUUCUAUAUGCAAAGAAAGCCAAAAAUACCUAAAAAGACCUGCAACAAAAUGGAAAAUCGCUUGCUUCAGCUGGAAGAGGCAAGUACACCAGCUAACAAGUUAAACCCCUCACUGACAGAAUGUGGUAUUUGUUUUUGA